Aspergillus calidoustus is the source of this 621-nucleotide messenger RNA. The record is from the annotation of a GenBank genome assembly. NCBI's taxonomy places the organism in Eukaryota, Fungi, Ascomycota, Eurotiomycetes, Eurotiales, Aspergillaceae.
AUGGUUGAAUUGAGAAAGCGCAAAGCGCCGCCACCGCCCCCAGUGCAGGUCAAGAAGCGCACCAAGACCAAGGCUCCUGCAACAACACCCAAACCAGCGGAAAUCGCGACCCCAUCGUCUACUGAACCCGUUCCAAAAGUUGGCGAUGUUGUGAGCCUAGAUGGAUUUGGCGGUGAAGUCGAGACCAAUGAUGGCACAAAGACUACACUGAAAGCACUCGUUGACGAGAGCGAAUCGGGUGUCGUGCUAUUCACAUAUCCCAAAGCUUCGACCCCUGGCUGCACUAAGCAAGCAUGCCUCUUUCGCGAUGGCCAUGACAAGCUGACCUCCACCGGCCUGUCCAUUUACGGCCUUUCCGGGGAUUCACCCAAAGCCAAUACGACGUUCAAGACGAAGCAAAAUCUGCAGUACCCUCUGCUCUGCGACCCUGCUUUCACCCUGAUUGGGGCAAUUGGUUUGAAAAAGGUACCUCGUGGAACAAUUCGGGGCGUUUUCGUUAUAGACAAGGCGGGCAAAGUCGUGAUCCUGCAGUCCGGCGGUCCUGAUGCAACUGUGGAGGCAGUGCGGCAAUUGGUCAUCUCGACGUCCAAAGAUAGUAAGGACAAGAACAGCGACACUUGA